UCUGCUUCCGUCAAGAUGGCCGCCAGGACCGCUCGCCGCUCGCGCGCGUUGGAGAGGUGGGCCCGGCUGGUGCGCUCUUUGUCGCGCGGCGAUGACGUACUCCGGAGGAGCGGCGGCUUCUCUCAGCAGCAGCACGGAUCACAGUUUGUGGCGCUUGCGCGAGGGAAGAUGGCGGGCGUCGCCAAUGCUGUCGCCCCGCCGGGAAGUGGGGAUGGUGGGCGACGAGGCGCCUCGGAACAGUCGUUGCUUCAGCCGGACAGCGGGCAGCGGCGGAGUAGUUUCACGGGCGGAGAAUCUCGGUCGCCUCAUCCGUCCCCUGCGCGUUCGGUACCUUCCUCUUCGAGUCCAGAGUUUCCUAAUCCUGGACAACACCACAGAACCGAGACCCUGGGCUUCUACGAGAGCGAUCGUCACAGACAGCAGAAGCUCAGCGGACCCUCAGAUCUUUCGCUGUUGAGGUUCAUCAAUGCAGAGCUUACAAGGGGUUACUUUCUUGAACAUAAUGAAGCAAAGUAUACAGAAAGGAGAGAGCGAGUGUACACAUGCAUGCGGAUACCAAGAGAACUGGAAAAGUUGAUGAUUUUUGGAAUCUUUUUGUGCCUGGAUGCUUUCCUCUAUGUGUUCACACUGCUUCCAUUGAGAGUUUUUCUAGCCAUGUUCAGGUUCAUCACCUUGCCUUGUUACAGUUUACGCUCUCAUCGAGGCCUAAACAUGAGUGGUAGACGUUUGCUGCAGCCUGCUCAGGUCUGUGAUCUUUUCAAAGGAGUUAUACUGGUAAUAUGCUACUUCAUGAUGCACUAUGUUGACUAUUCCAUGAUGUACCAUCUCAUAAGAGGACAAUCUGUUAUUAAACUAUACAUCAUUUAUAAUAUGCUUGAGGUAGCUGAUCGCCUGUUUUCAUCUUUUGGUCAGGAUAUCUUGGAUGCUCUUUACUGGACAGCUACAGAACCAAAGGAGAGAAAAAGAGCACACAUAGGUGUGAUUCCACAUUUUUUCAUGGCAGUCCUGUAUGUCUUCUUGCAUGCUAUCCUUAUAAUGGUCCAAGCGACGACACUCAAUGUAGCCUUCAACUCCCACAAUAAGUCACUUCUUACCAUCAUGAUGUCUAACAAUUUUGUUGAAAUAAAAGGAAGUGUAUUCAAGAAGUUUGAGAAAAACAAUCUCUUUCAGAUGUCAAACAGUGAUAUCAAGGAGAGAUUCACCAACUAUGUGCUGUUACUGAUAGUUUGCCUAAGAAAUAUGGAACAAUUUUCGUGGAAUCCAGACCAUCUUUGGGUGUUGUUUCCAGAUGUUUGUAUGGUGAUUGCCUCAGAAAUUGCAGUGGACAUUGUAAAGCAUGCUUUUAUAACAAAAUUCAAUGACAUCACAGCUGAUGUCUACAGUGAAUACAGAGCAAGCCUUGCAUUUGACCUUGUUAGCAGUCGACAGAAGAAUGCAUACACAGACUACAGUGAUUCUGUUUCAAGAAGAAUGGGCUUUAUUCCUCUCCCUUUAGCAGUUUUACUUAUCAGAGUUGUUACAAGUUCAGUAAAAGUACAAGGAGUCUUGUCUUAUACCUGUGUUGUCCUCUUCUAUUGUGGAUUAAUAUCUCUGAAAGUACUUAACAGUAUUGUGCUGUUGGGAAAAUCAUGUCAAUAUGUUAAAGAAGCAAACAUGGAAGAGAAAUUAUUCAACUCUCCUGCUAUGAGCACUCCAGGCAAACCUCUGGGGAAACCACAAAGCAAGUACAAGUCCACUCAAGGAAUAUCUAUAGAUGAAAACUUGUCUUCUUCGGUGAUCAGUCAGCCUUCACAUCAGAAAGAAAAUGCAGUACCACAACUUGUGACAAGCAAUUCUGAUCAGUUUCUGACAACCCCUGAUGGAGAUGAGAAAGAUAUAACCCAGGACAAUUCAAAUACAAAACAUAGGUCUUCAAAAAAAGAUCUGUUGGAGAUAGACAGGUUUACAAUCUGUGGAAACAGAAUUGACUAGAAUUUUGUAAAUAGGUGUGCUUAAGAUACUGAACUAUUUGGACAGUGAGUGCUAUAAAGAUGGACAGAUGCCAAAUAGGUGCUUCAAUAUUUAUUUUAAAACUUAAAUUAUUAAUGGCCAACCUAUUAAAGAAAAGAACUUGUCUUGAUAAGUUGGUCACAUUUCAGAUCCUUGAUGUUUUGGAAAAUGUGAUGUUUUGAGGGAGAUCUAUAGCUUGAAAAAUCUGCUGCAUCACUUUCUGGAAAAUAACAUGUGACAUUGAUUUAAAUCCAUUUUUGCUCUUAUCAGUCAGUGAUUCCUGAACAUAUCUCUUAUCAAAUUCCCUUCAUUAGAAGGGUAACUUUGGAAAUGUAUUUCAUAUUUAAUAGGAAGCAGCUACGAAAAGGUUUAAAAUUCUUCAUCUGCCAAAUGUCAUUUUCAAACUUUGAGUAGAAUUAAUGAUCCAGAUAUUCUUGUCACUAGGAGAUUGUUCAAUAUAUAUUUCAUCUAAUCUAAAUAAAUGAUAGUUAAAUUAACAACUUAUUGCAUAACAUUUGUCUAAACCAGAAUCAUCUUCAUCAUUGACCAGAAAUUGAUCACAAUGUCAGGAUAAUGAAAUGUGCUUGUUGACUGAGGAAGAAUAACUUUUUUCUUUCUGUUCAAUUUGCUUUGUAUUCUAAAUGUGAAAAUGUUUAGUUUUCCAGUGUAAAAGUGUACAUUCUUGCAGAAAGAAGGACAAUACCAACUUGUGAGAUUGCACUUCGUACUUAACAGAUACUUAAGGUGUAGCUGUGAACCCUUGCAAGAAGUAGACAGAAAAAGUUAUUUGCAUUGUCAGUCUGCUAAAAAAUGGUGUUUAAAAACUUGGGUACAGGAAUUGAGAGAGCUUGCAAUAAAUGUUGGAUUUUAAACAGUAAGUUUAUAAAGUAUAAUAUGUGUACUCUUAGUUCUGUGAAUAGAAUAAUAUACUUUCGGGAAGUGCUUAGCUUUUGGGGUAUAACACACUUUUACUUGAGUGCAUAAGACUUGGGAAACUGGGAGAGGAAGUACAAGAAAUGUUGUAACAGGAAUCAUUGAUGCUCAGUGCAGUGAGGCAGCAUGCUUCACUCCAGAUGCUAUCUUGCCAUCUAUCAACAGCACCUAGUGAACUUUGGUGAAAUAUUUAAUGUCUGCUUUAAACAUGAUUUUAUUAUGAAUAAGGUUAGCAUGUGUUUGGUAGUUCAUUGUAGAAUGACCAAGCAAAAUGUCAGAAGUAAAAAGGAGCCAUGUGGUCAAUACAAAAUAAAAUUAAAAAAAAAAUCAUCAUACAACCUGCAAGCUUUCAUGGAUCAGGACUAUCUACUUCAUCAAGGAUGGACCAGUGUGAAGAACUUAAAAGUCCAAAAAUAUUGCCCAUAACUUCUGAACUUUAAGUUCUUCACAAUGACAAAGUGAAUGGUCCUGAUCCACAAAAGCUUACAGGUGGUAUACAUUUUUUAUUCAUCUAUAAAGGUAUUGCCUGCUCUUGCAUUUAAAUUCAGGAGUGACGUUGAAAGUUUAUUCCUCCAAAGCCACAGAAACUGUUAUUAAGAUAAAAAUCAGCAUAUAUAAAUGAUAUCCUGAUAAACAGGCCUUAAAGAAUAAAAUGUGACUAAACUCUCCACACCUAAAAAAAAAAAACAAUGUGAUGAUCUCUGAUCAAAAGGGCAUUUCUCCCAUUUCUCACAAUUUAUAAGUUCUCUUCAGCUAAAAGUAGCCAAUGUUAUAGAAUUAGGAUUUUAAAGGCUAUGCUCAAAAUCAGCAAAAAUGAUUAUUUCAUCUGUAUGUUCAUUUUUGCAAAUUUUAUUCAUUAAUACUUAAUUCAUAAUAUUGUAAAUCCAUUGUAAUAUAAUUUUUUAUUUAAUUGUUGCUCCAAAGAAAACUUGGAAUGAUUUUUCCCUAUAAAAUGAUAUUCUGUAUGAAUUUUAUGAGUGCAU
Pogona vitticeps (central bearded dragon) is the source of this 3905-nucleotide messenger RNA. RefSeq names its product transmembrane anterior posterior transformation 1 (gene TAPT1). NCBI's taxonomy places the organism in Eukaryota, Metazoa, Chordata, Lepidosauria, Squamata, Agamidae. Gene Ontology annotation, cellular component: endoplasmic reticulum membrane; ciliary basal body. Gene Ontology annotation, biological process: positive regulation of cilium assembly. The record is from RefSeq and is a predicted model, not a curated record.